Messenger RNA from Scleropages formosus (Asian bonytongue), 2191 nucleotides. Its product is annotated as cytochrome P450 1A1-like. The record is from RefSeq and is a predicted model, not a curated record. Gene Ontology annotation, biological process: hormone biosynthetic process; progesterone metabolic process. The coding region runs from base 127 to 1692 and encodes 521 amino acids. NCBI's taxonomy places the organism in Eukaryota, Metazoa, Chordata, Actinopteri, Osteoglossiformes, Osteoglossidae. Gene Ontology annotation, molecular function: steroid 17-alpha-monooxygenase activity; oxidoreductase activity, acting on paired donors, with incorporation or reduction of molecular oxygen, reduced flavin or flavoprotein as one donor, and incorporation of one atom of oxygen; heme binding. The transcript is spliced from 7 exons.
UCUAAACACUAAAACACAAGAGCACAUCAGCUCAAACCUGAAGCCUUUUUCGCAUGAAUUACUGCACUCUUUAAGGAGAGAUUCUCAAGGUCUCCGACAGCUGGCAGGAUAAAAAAAAAUCUCAAAAUGGCCCUGAUGGAUCUGCCAGUUGUAGGCCCUGUCUCAGUCUCUGAGAGUCUGCUGGCCAUGGUGACGAUGUGUGUUGUGUACCUGGCUUUUCGGAUCCUCCGCACAAACGUUCCCGAGGGGCUGCGGCAGCCACCGGGACCAAAGCCUUUCCCUGUCAUCGGUAAUGUGCUGGAGCUGGGCCAUAAUCCCCACCUAAGCUUGACUGCCAUGGGCCAGCGGUACGGUCCAGUUUUCCAGAUCCAGAUUGGUACGCGUCCAGUGGUGGUCCUGAGUGGAAAUGACACUGUACGCCAGGCCCUCAUCAAGCAAGGGGAAGACUUUGCUGGCCGCCCAGAUCUGCACAGUUUCCGCCUCCUUAGCAAUGGCAAGAGUCUAGCGUUCAGCCCCGACCAGGCUGGUGUGUGGCGUGUCCGUCGAAAGCUGGCAAUGAGUGCUCUUCGGUCCUUCUCUGUUGUCAAGAGCGGCAGCAGUGGCUACUCUUGCAUGCUGGAGGAACACAUCUGCAAAGAGAGUGAGUGCUUGGUCCAGGAGCUCAGCACUGCCAUGGAAACCAAAGGCAGCUUUGAUCCCUUCCGCCACAUCGUGGUUUCGGUUGCCAAUGUCAUUUGCGGCAUGUGCUUCGGCCGCCGUUACAACCACGAUGACCAGGAGCUGCUGGACUUGGUAAACAUAAAUGACGAAGUUGGACGUGUGUUGGCCAGCGGAAAUCCAGCAGAUUUUAUUCCCUUGCUCCGCUUUCUGCCAAAUCGGGUAAUGAAAGAGUUCCUGGAGGUCAACGAUCGAUUCUUGAAGUUUGUGCAGAAGAUUGUCACAGAGCACUACAACUCUUUCGACAAGAACAACAUCCGUGACAUCACCGACUCCCUCAUCGAACACUGCGAAGACAGGAGACUGGAUGAGAACUCGAAUCUCCAGGUUUCUGACGAAAAGAUUGUCAGCAUCGUGAAUGAUCUCUUUGGUGCAGGUUUUGAUACCGUAAGCACCGCAUUGUCAUGGGCUGUUGUGUACUUAGCUGCUUAUCCUGAAAUCCAAGCAAAACUUCAUCAACAACUAAAAGAAAAUGUGGGGAUGGAUCGGACGCCUACCCUCGAUGACAAACUCAAACUCCCCCUCUUGGAGGCUUUCAUCCUGGAGGUCUUCCGCCACUCUUCCUUCUUGCCCUUCACCAUUCCACACUGCACUACAAAAGAUACUGCACUCAAUGGGUUCUUCAUCCCCAAGAACACCUGCAUCUUCAUCAACCAGUGGCAGAUCAACCAUGAUCCCACAAUUUGGAUCGAGCCCUCUACUUUCAACCCAGAGCGCUUCCUGAGUCCCGAUGGCACAGACGUGAACAAGCUAACGGCAGAGAAAGUUGUGGUGUUUGGUCUGGGCAAACGGCGCUGCGUUGGCGAGGCCAUCGGCCGUGCAGAGGUCUUCCUUUUCCUGGCCAUCCUGCUGCAGAGGCUGCACUUCCAUAAGCUGCCUGGGCAAACACUGGACCUGACCCCAAAGUAUGGUCUCACUAUGAAGCAUAAGACAUGUCAGCUGGGCGCCAGACCGAGAGCACAGGAGGCAGCCUGAGGCCCAGUAAUGCAUCAAGUGGAGUUUGUUUUUGUGUCUUUGCUCCCUCAUCCUCCAUGGACAUCAGCCCCUACAAAUAUCCUCAUCUCGCAAACUCAUCGUGCCACUGCCACACCCUCUUCACAGUAGGCUGUCGGCAGCGUGCGGAAAUUGUGUGCCCACGAGACAUACCGCAUCUUUGUGAAAGCAAUACACAAAUUUUCAUUAAGGGCAAACUACCCAGCAUAUAAGUAGACUCACACGUGUGCGUGUGGUUAAAUAUAUUCCAGUACGUCAUACGUUUAUAUACUUAUACUUUCAGUUGAAGCUAUCACACGACAUGAGCUUUGAAUGUUCAUAUCACAAAGUUAUACAAAUGAAGUUCUUUGGGUAAUUUUUCAUUUAGAUUGAAUGUAAGUGAAUUCAAACACUAAAGGCAUUUUGUUGUACAUUGCUUUUAUCCCAAAAUGUGAUGUGGACAUACAUUGCUGUGAAUGUACAUAGUUUACUACAUUUUCUG